AUGGAAAUUGAGGUAAAUAUUUCCUACAUACAUCUGUGGGGAUAUGUAGAACUAAACAAAUACAGAUAUUUGUAUUUUUCCAUUAUGUUUAUGGUAUAUGUUUUAAUACUCUGCAGUAAUUCUAUCAUUGUAUAUCUGAUCUUGACAAACAAGGGCCUCCAUGAACCCAUGUACAUCUUCAUUGCAGCUUUGUUAUUUAACUGUGUUCUUUACAGCACCACUGUUUGCCCAAAGCUCCUGAUUGACUUUUUAUCUCAUGACCAGAUCAUUUCCUUGUCAGCAUGUCACUUUCAAUUUUUUAUAUUUCAUUCAACAGGUUGUACAGAAUUUAUGCUGCUGGCAGUGAUGUCUUUUGACAGAUAUGUGUCUAUAUGUAAACCUCUGAGAUAUCGAAUGAUGAUGACAAAAAGCAGAGUAAACAUUUUUCUGGUUCUAGCUUGGUGUUUUCCUGCUUGUCACAUUGCAGUACAAACAAUCCUGAGUGCUAAAGCUAAAAUAUGUAAUUUAAGGUUAAAAGGAAUCAUUUGCAACAAUAUAAUUUACUCAGCUCAUUGUGUAAGAUCAAGACCAAUUGCUUUUUUUGGGAUUGUAAUUAUGCUAAAUACUAUAAUAUUACCAAUUCUCUUUACAGUUUGUACAUAUGCAAAUAUAUUUGUAAUAUGUUAUAGAAAUUCUAAAACAUUGAGAAAAAAAGCUGCUGAGACUUGCAUUCCCCACCUGCUGGUUUUAAACGUCAUCUUCUGUUUAAUGGUAUAUGAUCUAGUUGUAGCUCGAGUGGAGUCUGACUUUCCCUCAGUUGUUAGCUUUAUAAUGACAUUCCAAGGGCUUUUAUGUAAUCCUUUGUUAAAUCCAUUCAUAUAUGGACUCAAAAUGAAAGAAAUUUUUAAACAUGUUAAAAGGUUGUUUUGCUUAGGCAAAAUAUGA
This is a messenger RNA of Nematolebias whitei (Rio pearlfish), 924 nucleotides long. RefSeq names its product olfactory receptor 13C2-like. Gene Ontology annotation, biological process: G protein-coupled receptor signaling pathway. Lineage: Eukaryota; Metazoa; Chordata; Actinopteri; Cyprinodontiformes; Rivulidae. The transcript has a single exon. Gene Ontology annotation, cellular component: membrane. Bases 1 to 924 code for a protein of 307 amino acids. The record is from RefSeq and is a predicted model, not a curated record. Gene Ontology annotation, molecular function: G protein-coupled receptor activity; olfactory receptor activity.